UUGUAAAGUCUCCAUUCUGCCCGCAACGGUUAACUUCGGUCCACAACGAAGCCACCGAGACCCCACCGCUCGCCAUCUUCGCUGAAUGGUGCUCACAGAGUCGGCGGAAGAAGAAGCACUGGAAGGCAGCACAACAGGCAGGGUCGAGGAGGUUCGGUCGGACUCGGCAGCCGAAGAGGGGGGCACUGUUGUCAUUCGUCAGGGCUGUGUGUCGAGCUUUUGUCCAGGAGAAAUGGCUGGGAUUAAAGCUCUCAUCAGCCUGUCCUUUGGAGGGGCCAUUGGCCUCAUGUUCCUCAUGCUAGGAUGUGCCCUCCCUGUGUACGACAAAUACUGGCCUUUGUUCCUUCUCUUCUUCUACAUCCUCUCCCCCAUCCCUUACUGCAUCUCGCGGAGGGUGGUCGAUGACACAGACUCGGCCAGUAACGCUUGCAAAGAGCUGGCCAUCUUCCUCACGACGGGCAUCGUCAUCUCAGCCUUCGGCCUGCCCAUCGUCUUCGCAAGAGCUGAAGUAAUCGCCUGGGGGGCGUGUGCGCUCGUGCUAACGGGUAACGUAGUGAUCUUCGGGACCAUCCUGGGCUUUUUCAUCGUCUUUGGAUCCAACGACGACUUCAGUUGGCAGCAGUGGUAAAACAGCAGAGGGGGGGGACCUUAGUCUGAACUGUUUUUAUUAGCGUUAUUAUUAUUAUUAUGGUAUUACUGUUUGGUUCUUGUUGUUAUUUAUAUGAUGACCGCUCAUCCAUAGACUCACACCAAACCAGUGCAAUACUUUUUUUUUACCGCCUGCAUCAUAUUGAACUGACACAAGUGGGAUGCAAAAUGCUGACUUACAGUUGGAUUGUUACUUAAACUCUUUUGACUUCUGUGCUUUUGAAUUACCUCCAUUUGUGUGUCUCAUCUUGAGUUGAUAAGUUAUUGAGCGCUGGUGAACUACUGCUUGUUUUAUCUGUGAAAAUUUGUUAAAAAGAAUCCGAUUGAAUGUUGAAUAAGACUUAAUCUGACCAAAAGGACAGGCUCGUACCUUUCUCUAUUCAGUGCAUUCUCUGGAAGACGCUGUCUCUACACUGAGCACACGCUGCGUUUGCAUUUCCACUGCUGCGUUGAGUGUAAAGCAGCAGAACACUGAUGGGAAAUCUGCAGAACACAAGCUCACAUUUCACAACUCAUUAUGAGGAAAAGCUCCAUUUCCAUUUGGCUCGAGUCUAAUUAGAUUGAAACUGUGUCUUUUGUUAGUCACACUAAAAAGGUGGAAAUUCAGCUGAUGGAAUGCAGAUUUUUAAUUAGCUUUCUGCUGAUGUAAUGCUCCCGACGCUGAGCUGUGAACGUCUACAAGAUCAGUGUGUGUGUUUUGAACAGUGACUGUUACUGCCACCAACCCGUCUCAUCUUUACACCCUGUUACAUGUGUGCAUGUAGAUCAGUAUGCUCUUUAUUUAGUUUGGGACCAUGUUGGAAAUACCUGUUUUCACUUCUACAUGUUUUCCCUUCAAUUGUUUUAAUGUCCGCAAUCCACACGAGUCAUAAAUUAUCAUCAGAACAAAGAAAUAGACGACGUUCAGGAGCAGCACAGUGUUUGUUUCCUCUGACCUCAGAGAGGAUUCCUUCACACAGCCUCACCGCAGAGAUCAAAUUCAACUGACUUGGUGAUUUCCCAGCUGGAUGCAGGCUGCUUAUUCACCAUGUUGUUUUGCAUUAUGAUCUCUGUUACCUCACUGUAGUGUUUGGGCAAGCCUCGCAGUGUCGGGUCAAGAAAGCAUGAAAAGCCUUUAGCAGCCGCCAGCUAGCAUAGGUAGGAUUAGCUCGUUGGAAACUGAGCCAAGCUAAGAACUGGCCGACUUAUAAGCGCGGCCCGGUCAGUCACUGACAGCCCUUAAGCUUUUAAAUGGCACUCCUUCAAAAUAAAAGAAUCCAGCGCCCAUGUGUUGUAUUUCUCUCUAGAAGCACAUUAGGUCCAUUUGGCGCUCGUGCCGUCACAUUUCCUCACAGCAGCAUUUUCACGCUUUAUGAUUUGAAGUGUUUCUCUGUUCUCCGGCCUGUGUGAAGGUAAUUUGAUAAUUUGGGUUGUGUAAUCUGUUGGCAGCUUACAGGUGCAGAGCUCCUGUUUGCUGUUUAACUGCAUUAGUGGUAGUGCUGAAGCGCUGGUGUGUUCAGUGUCCCAACGUUUCCUUUUUAGAUGUUGUUUUUGUUCUGUGGUUCAGUUUGAAUAUGUGCCCUCUGGAAGAUAUGUUUUAUUUUAACGAGGACUGAUGUUGACAUAUUAUUAUUAUUUGUUUUGUGUCCCAUACUUUCAAAACUUAGAUUCUCUUUAGUUCUUAUGUGUUGUAGGUCCGCUCAGAAUGUACUUGUACUGUGGGUUCCCAUGCACAACAGAUUUCCAAACAGCUGACGAACAGAAACAAAUGCUUUCACUAUAAACUGUUUGUCAAACCACAUAACUUCAUUUUUACAUCUCUGUUUGUGUACGGAGGAAAGAAACGGCACACGAUGUGUUCAUCAGUAAAGCUUAGACGUGUUGGGAGUUGGUUUAAUAAAUAAAUUGGAAAGCU
Molecule: messenger RNA, 2542 nt
Organism: Cottoperca gobio
Lineage: Eukaryota; Metazoa; Chordata; Actinopteri; Perciformes; Bovichtidae
Product: leptin receptor overlapping transcript-like 1
Exons: 5
Coding region: 86-628 (180 amino acids)
Biological process (GO): negative regulation of growth hormone receptor signaling pathway; late endosome to vacuole transport via multivesicular body sorting pathway
Cellular component (GO): endosome
Source: RefSeq, a predicted model, not a curated record